AUGGAACAUUUCUGGUAUCUUUUAUUUCAGCUCAUGAAACAUGGGACCAACACUAUAGUAUUUUUUCCUCUAUGAUUCUGGGGAACACUGUUUUCUCUUGUAUAUGUAGGUUAUCCUGUAACACCAUGCAGAGAGAAGGCCUUUUGGCUCUACAGAACAGCCUGACUGCCCUGUCCUCAUUACACACCCUGGAUAUAAGAAACAACGGACUGAAUGUUCAGGUGAUUGAAGACUUGGUGAAGCAGCUGAGGUGUGGUCAUGUCCAACGCUAUAUCAGUAUUGAGGAGACGUGGAUCACAGCAGAAGCAGCUGUUAACCUGGUCUCCUGCUGCUUGAACCUGAACCACAACAUACACACCAUCAGGGUAAACCACACCACUGUACACAUUACUUUGGAAAACCCCACAAAUCUCACUACCAGUGGUGGUUCUGCAGACAUGGCUAGCUCUCUGUCUACCGUGACCAUCAGCCUAGUAGACUGUGCAGUACAAGGGCACCACCUAGUGUCUCUGCAGACUGUGCUCCAGAGAUGCCCUCUGCUGCAGGACCUAGAUUUGCCACACAACAGCAUCGGUAGAGUGGGAGCAGAGUUGCUCUGCUCUGUCCUACCAUCCUUAGUUAGUAUGAGGAAACUCUGUUCUUCUGGUCAUGUGAUCAGUGGCAGAGGAGCUGUAGUUCUGACCAGAACACUCCAGAACCUACCAAAUAUCAGAACAAUCAAUCUGUCCCUGUGCUCUGGUUGGACAGCUGAAGGAGCAUUGGACCUGGUCAAAGGGCUUGGACAGUGUCUCUCUCUGGAGGGGAUCAGCCUUGACUCUGCACAGCUGGAUCAAGAGAGCACAGUCUCCUUGGCACAGGGACUAUGACCUUCUUGAAGAGGCUAAAGGGAGGGGACCACACUGGUCCUUACUGGCCUCUCUGGAGGGGCUCAGAGCAAUGGAGGAGAUUGAGUUGGAGGGGAUGAGGAUGUCAGAUAAAGGAGUGGAGGAGCUUAUCAAACACCUGCCCACCUGGACAGGCCUGAGGAAGAUCAGGUAGGCUCCAGGGAUUACUGAACUGGAGGAAUGGCUUAGGGUACAGACUUGGACAAAAAAUAGUCAACAUAAUUGAAUGUGUCAAAUUAAGCUAAUUGAUUGCAUCGGCAAUCUGUCAAAUGAUCCAAUGUUAGAACCUGUCAAAGUACCAGGUAAUAUUCCAAUGGGCUUCAUGGGUACAACUUUGGUGUGUUUAGGAUUAAGGCAGACAUUUUACAUUUGUCAUCAUGAAAGAGGUACAGUGUAUU
Molecule: messenger RNA, 1282 nt
Organism: Oncorhynchus kisutch (coho salmon)
Lineage: Eukaryota; Metazoa; Chordata; Actinopteri; Salmoniformes; Salmonidae
Product: protein NLRC5-like
Exons: 12
Coding region: 72-866 (264 amino acids)
Biological process (GO): activation of GTPase activity; nucleocytoplasmic transport
Cellular component (GO): nucleus; cytosol; perinuclear region of cytoplasm
Molecular function (GO): small GTPase binding; GTPase activator activity
Source: RefSeq, a predicted model, not a curated record